This is a messenger RNA of Kluyveromyces lactis, 1938 nucleotides long. RefSeq names its product aspartate--tRNA ligase MSD1 (gene MSD1). Gene Ontology annotation, cellular component: mitochondrion; cytoplasm. The transcript has a single exon. The record is from RefSeq and is a predicted model, not a curated record. Gene Ontology annotation, biological process: aspartyl-tRNA aminoacylation. Gene Ontology annotation, molecular function: nucleic acid binding; ATP binding; aspartate-tRNA ligase activity. NCBI's taxonomy places the organism in Eukaryota, Fungi, Ascomycota, Saccharomycetes, Saccharomycetales, Saccharomycetaceae. The coding region runs from base 1 to 1938 and encodes 645 amino acids.
AUGUUGAGGAUAAGAAAUUUUAGCACUGUUAGUAAACGGUUGGGAAAGUUGCCUGCUUUUGAAACAGUUAGGGAUAAGUUCAAAUUCUCGUCGGAGACAUCCACAAUUCAGAGCAUCUUGCAACAGAAGCCUAACAAAGUUGUAUUGAAUGGAUGGAUUGAUGCAAAACCGAAGAAAGUAGGUAAGAACUUGAUCUUUGGUACAUUAAGAGAUCCUAACGGGGAGAAGAUACAACUUGUUGAUUCGCAAUCUUUUUUGAAGGAGAGUCAAGUAGAAGAUGUGGUUCAAAUCAUCGGAGAGUUGUCCGAAAAAAAGCAGACACAGCAGUCAACAGUCAAUAUCGAAUACGAGCUAAAGAUUAUCGAAUUACAGAAGUUGAAUCAAGCCAAUAAAAAGCCAUCUCAACUACAGGACCUUAAGGCAGAUGAUGGAGCGUUCCCUCCGGAGUACAGAUAUUUACAGCUAAGAUUGCCAAAAUACCAGAAUAAUUUAAAGUUACGAUACGAAGCAUCCAAGAACGUAAGAACCGUAUUAGAUUCCCUAAAUUUUACUGAAGUUGAAACUCCGUUAUUGUUCAAAUCAACCCCAGAAGGAGCGCGUGAAUUUUUAGUGCCAACAAGAGGCAAAAUUGACGGCGAGGCAUCAUUCUAUGCUUUGCCACAAAGUCCACAGCAAUACAAACAACUACUCAUUGCCAGUGGUGUUAAUCGUUACUUUCAAGUUGCACGUUGUUUCCGAGACGAGGAUCUUAGAAGCGAUAGGCAACCAGAAUUCACCCAAGUCGAUUUAGAAAUGGCAUUUUCUUCUGGGAAAGAUGUUAGAGAGGUAGUUGAAAAAGUAAUUACAAGUACAUGGAAUAAGCUCCACGCUAGUGGCACUGACCUUCAUACAUUGGAUAGGACAGGUAAGAUCAUCCCAGUCUCAGGUACAGAAAAGAUCAUAAAUUUAACGUACCAGCAGGUUAUGACUCAAUACGGUAUUGACAAACCAGACCUUAGGUAUCCGGACUUGAAACUUAUGGAUCUUUCUGAAUUCAAAGCUUACGGAUACACGAAUAAGGAAUUUCCAGUAUUUGAGGUCAUAGUUUUACGCAAAGCUUUUGAAACCGUUGAGGAAUUUCACAGAGACUGGAGUUAUUUGUCUAACAAGGAUAAUUACAACUAUAGAGCUCCCAUUGUCGUUCCAAUUGAAUCAGAUGAAUUAGGUACCUCAUGGUUCACUAAAUUCUUGCCAAUUGCUGCUUUUGAGAAUCCAAAAUUGAUAACGAAGUUCCUUAAUUUAAGGAAAGGUGACAUUAUUAUCGGCUCCACCAGAGAACCUAGUAGAAGGCUUUUUGAAAAUCCUACUCCACUAGGUAGAGCCCGUCAACUAAUAACGCAGUCGAAAAGAGGAAAAGAACUUUUCCGUAAGACUGAUGCUUCGGUAGCUGCAUGGGUUGUCGAUUUCCCCUUAUUUGCCCCAGUUGAGGAAACCGCGGAAAAAGGCAGUCACUAUCCAGUGUACACUGAAAAUGCAUUUUCUUCUACCCAUCAUCCAUUUACUAUGGUUAACUUGAGAGACUAUAAUAAACUUGAAAGCGAUCCAUUGUCAUGCCAUGGUGAACAUUAUGAUCUUGUCGUUAAUGGUGUUGAGUUAGGUGGUGGUUCUACCAGAAUCCAUGAUCCUGAAUUGCAAAACUACAUUUUCCAUGAAAUAUUGAAUAUCAAAAACCCUGAGGACCUUUUCGGUCAUUUGUUAAAUGCUUUCAAGAUGGGAACACCUCCUCAUGCUGGAUUCGCCAUUGGUUUUGACAGAAUGUGCGCAAUGCUCUGUGGCAGUGAAAGCAUUAGAGAUGUAAUUGCUUUCCCAAAAAGCAUCAGCGGUGUUGACAAAGUUGUUGGCAGCCCAAGCACAGUCCCGGCUUCAACUUUGGAUGAAUACAACAUUGUAUCGAAAUGA